AUCGGGACUAUAAACUUAAAAUGGAUACGUAUGUCAGCGACAAGUGGACUCCCGAUCCAGCGACAAAUGGACUCCUAAUUUAGGUACACAUUAAUUUUCGGAAUUACUUCACCUCAAGCGGAAGAUCUUACAUCAACAGCCAUACUUGACUCGAGUAACUAAUGUAUACAUGGAAAAAAAGAUAAUGUACAAGAUCUUACCUGUGCGAUGGAUGAACAGCCAAUAACCCAGGAUAUGUCAUUCAUUCAAUGUGAAUUUGCAGGAAAAGCAGAAGAUCUUACAUCUGCUAUUGAUGAACAGCCAGCAGCCCAAGUUUUCUCAAUUAGUCCAAUCAGCAACACUUACCUUUACUAUCGAUCAAGUAAAGGAAAAUUCCACACCAAUUCUCGCUUCCGGAUAGCUUCUGAGUGGCUAGCUGACUUAACCCCUCCUCAAUACCCUACACGUCAAUAUCCAGUCAGCUCAGUGGUGAUAACAAGUUUUGACGUAAAGUUGGGAAUUGAGUGGGAAUUCUCCAUUCCGAAUUUGACCCUGGAUGGAAUAGUAGAAGCUGUUGCUAUCAGCGGAGUUGAUGUGAUGUGUCCAUUUGAAGUCGGAGUUGACGUCAUUUUUUUACAAUGA
Daphnia carinata is the source of this 621-nucleotide messenger RNA. RefSeq lists its product as uncharacterized. The record is from RefSeq and is a predicted model, not a curated record. NCBI's taxonomy places the organism in Eukaryota, Metazoa, Arthropoda, Branchiopoda, Diplostraca, Daphniidae. The transcript is spliced from 6 exons. Bases 208 to 621 code for a protein of 137 amino acids.